Molecule: messenger RNA, 1601 nt
Organism: Terrapene triunguis (Three-toed box turtle)
Lineage: Eukaryota; Metazoa; Chordata; Testudines; Emydidae
Product: mitochondrial ubiquitin ligase activator of nfkb 1-A-like
Exons: 5
Coding region: 115-1167 (350 amino acids)
Biological process (GO): protein ubiquitination; organelle organization
Molecular function (GO): ubiquitin-protein transferase activity
Source: RefSeq, a predicted model, not a curated record
CGGCGGGGCUGUGGCUCCCAGCCCGUCCUGGACUCUUGGCCCUUGGAGCCCUAACGGGCGUCGGAAGCGGGGCGGUUCCUCCCAGGCCCGGUCGCGGCGCCCCUGCCCGGCACCAUGGACGCCCUGCCCGUCACCUCCGGGGAGCUGCUGUGCCUGGCCUCCAGCCUGGCCUUCUCCGGCCUCUUCUAUUACCUGUACAGGAAGAAGGCCAAAGCGCUGGCUCGGAUCCAGGAGGCCCCAAAGCUUCAGGUAGAUGAUGGUCUGCCUGACCUGCUAUCUGCCACCAGUGGCCAGUGUCUGCAUUAUGUUGCCUUAGAAGGGAUUGUCCUGCCAGCAAAAGCAGCUCUGUCCAGCCAGCACCAUGAGGAGCUGCAGGGAGUGAUCCAGAAACUAGUUCUGAAGGAGCAUCAACUGAUCUGGAACAGCCUCGCCCGGAGUUGGAAUGAAAGUGAGCGGGUGGUUUCGGAGCAGGUGUACACGGUGCCCUUUGCCCUGGCGUCCCCCAGUGCUGAGGCAGUGACACGGGUGAGUGUCGAGAGCCCUCUACGGGCUGUCCGGCUGCCCCUGGAGACUGUGUUUGAGCGCUUCCAGCACCCAACCCACGGCUUCAAAGACCUGAUCAGUCACUACCUGAGCGGGGAGAAGCCCAAGGGCCUGCUGGAGACAGAGGAGAUGCUGCGAGUGGGGGCAAGCCUGACUGGCAUCGGGGAGCUGGCCAUGCACCCAGAUGGGACCCUCCACCUGCAGCCCCCAGCUGAUGGGUCCAACUACUUCCUGCACCUGGGGGACUGGCAGACGCUGCUGGCGGAGAUGGAGUCAGUGAGCAGCUUCUGGAAGGGGGCGGCGGUGCUGUGCGGCUUGACAGGCGUGGCGGUGAUCCUGUACGCCCUCUGCCAGGCCUAUCAGCAGCGCCGGCAGAAGCAGGAGCAGGAGCAGCAGCGGCGGGAGUUCGAGGCCCUGUGGGGCAGCGGGAACACGGCGACUGAGUCUGGGGAGGAUGCGUCGGAGGACGCCUGCAUCAUCUGCCUGACACGGCCCCGCGAGUGCGUCCUGCUAUGCUGCGGCCAUGUCUGUUGCUGCUUCCGCUGCUACGAGGCUCUGCCUAGCCACACCUGUCCCAUCUGCAGGAGCCCCAUAGACAGGGUAGUGCCCCUCUACCAGGCCUGAGGGGGAGAAGGGGCUUCAAACGGUACCAGGGCAAGAGCAGUGAAGUCCCUGGCACUAGGCAGCACCACUGUGCCCAUAAAACCCCAGCAGCUUGGGGGGCAAUGUGUGAUCCACAAGGGGUUAACCCCAGCAGCUUAGGGAGCAGUGUGUGAUCCACAAGGGGUUAACCCCAGCAGCUUGGGGAGCAGUGUGCAAGCCACAAGUGACUUGGGAUGUGAGCUCACAACCAUAGGGUUGAGGGGGGGUGGUGCUGCAAGCACCGCCUCCUAGGCUGGGUUUGGGGGUGUGCUCAUGAUCCCCCCUCUUCGGUGCUGGUCACAUGGUGGUUGGAGUAUGUGGCCUGAAUUAGCAUCACUCAGCACGAAGCUCUUGCUGAGUUUCUCCCCCUCACCCAAGCCUCAUAGCGGGUCUGUUCCCAGCAGUCCCAGCUCUGC